CAACAAGCAUCCCCUUGACCCAUCCGGGUCGUAGCCAUUUCUCCUCCCAUCUGUCAGCUCCUGCCUUGCCUUGUUCCAUCUUCCAUCCUUCCCAAUCAAUAUGGACAAAAAGUCCACACAGCCUGCAAAGGAUCUGGCACCGGAUGGUCGUUCGUCUAUCCAUGGGUUCACUCACCAUGCAGAGGAUAUCUUGCCCGAUAGGGAACCCUACGGCCCUCCAGGCAUUCGGGGUCUCAUUGCCAAUCCAUUCGUUCUCAUGUGUGCCGCUUGUUCGACACUGGGUGGUCUCACAUUUGGUUAUGAUCAAGGCGUAGUUUCAGUCAUCCUGGUCAUGGACCAAUUCCUGGAGCGUUUCCCCGAGGUUAACUCGGGCUUCUGGAAAGGUCUGAUGACAGCCAUGAUCGAACUAGGGGCAUUGAUCGGUGCUUUUAACCAAGGCUGGAUUGCGGACAAGAUCUCUCGGCGAUACUCGAUCAUUGUCGCGGUCUGCAUCUUCACGAUUGGGUCGGUACUGCAGACAGCUUCGGUGGACUAUGCCAUGUUGACAGUCGCCCGAUUGAUUGGCGGUGUGGGCAUUGGCAUGCUGUCCAUGGUUGCUCCAUUGUAUAUUUCGGAAAUCAGUCCACCUGAGUGUCGAGGUACUCUUCUGGUUAUGGAGGAACUGUUCAUCGUCCUUGGUAUCGUCAUUGCAUACUGGAUUACCUAUGGCACUAGGUACAUGGCUGGAGAAUGGGCAUGGCGCCUCCCUUUCCUGCUGCAGUUGAUCCCUGGGUUCAUUCUGGUGGCGGGUGUUAUCAUCCUGCCUUUCUCCCCAAGAUGGCUUGUUGCGAAAGGAAGGGAGGAGGAGGCUCUCCACAGUCUGUCCAGGUUGCGUCAAUUGCCAACGAACGAUAAGCGCGUUAGGCAAGAGCUUCUGGACAUCAAGGCGGAGGUCCGCUUUCACCAGCAACUAAAUGCAGAAAAGCACCCCAAUCUACAAGGCAGUGGAUUUAAGAAUGCGGUGCUGCUUGAUUUGGCAUGCUGGGCAGACUGUUUCAAGAAGGGUUGCUGGAGGAGGACACACAUCGGUAUCAUGAUGAUGUUCUUUCAACAGUUUGUUGGAAUCAAUGCUCUCAUAUAUUACGCACCCACGCUGUUUGAAACCAUGGGAUUGGACUACAGUAUGCAGUUGCUGAUGGCGGGUAUUGUGAAUGUGGGCCAGCUUGUGGGAGUGACUACGAGUAUUUCGACAAUGGACAAGUUCGGCCGACGGGCUCUGCUUCUAUGGGGUGUGGCUAUCAUGGCAACCUGCCACAUUAUCAUCGCCGUCUUGGUCGGACUCUACUCUGACAACUGGCCCGCACAUCGCGGACCUGGCUGGGCCAGUGUAGCCCUUUUACUCGUAUAUAUGAUCUCUUUUGGUGGCUCCUGGGGACCUGUAGGAUGGGCAUUGCCAGCUGAGGUCUUCCCAUCCUCUCUUCGUGCCAAGGGCGUAGCCCUCUCGACAUGCUCCAACUGGCUCAACAACUUUAUUAUUGGCCUGAUCACGCCACCCCUGAUCGAAGACACCGGCUAUGGAGCUUACGUCUUCUUCGCAGUAUUCUGUGUACUCGCCUUCGUGUGGACCUUCGUUUUCGUUCCUGAGACCAAGGGCAAGAGCCUGGAGCAAAUGGACGAAGUGUUCAAGGAUAACUCGAGCGAAGCAGAAAAGGCUCGCAGACGUGCAAUUGAGGCCGACUUGUUGAGAGAGGAAGAGCAGACCGUUCUUGGGGCUUAAGAUUUUCUCUGUACGGCUGCAUGGGUCUACUGGUAGACUCGAUGCGUUUUUAUUCUUUGUGUAUAUCAUGAUCAAUUAGUUAGGAUAACGAUUUAUGAAUGAUGUUGUAUUGCUUA
This is a messenger RNA of Aspergillus sclerotioniger CBS 115572, 1872 nucleotides long. Its product is annotated as sugar porter family MFS transporter. Gene Ontology annotation, biological process: transmembrane transport; carbohydrate transport. The transcript is spliced from 5 exons. Gene Ontology annotation, cellular component: membrane. Lineage: Eukaryota; Fungi; Ascomycota; Eurotiomycetes; Eurotiales; Aspergillaceae. The record is from RefSeq and is a predicted model, not a curated record. The coding region runs from base 101 to 1756 and encodes 551 amino acids. Gene Ontology annotation, molecular function: carbohydrate:proton symporter activity.